This is a messenger RNA of Rhinolophus ferrumequinum (greater horseshoe bat), 5999 nucleotides long. It is a transcript of the gene ATP10B, whose product is annotated as ATPase phospholipid transporting 10B (putative). Gene Ontology annotation, molecular function: ATP hydrolysis activity; ATPase-coupled intramembrane lipid carrier activity; magnesium ion binding. The record is from RefSeq and is a predicted model, not a curated record. Gene Ontology annotation, biological process: phospholipid translocation. Gene Ontology annotation, cellular component: plasma membrane. NCBI's taxonomy places the organism in Eukaryota, Metazoa, Chordata, Mammalia, Chiroptera, Rhinolophidae. The transcript has 24 exons. The coding region runs from base 301 to 4695 and encodes 1464 amino acids.
UCUUUCCAAGCCAUCUUCUUCUCUGAGUUUCCAAGGGAGUGUUAGCUUAAGGCCUUGCCUUGACACCAUCAGAUAUAAUCAGAGAAAUGAAAAAUGCCAUGGGAAAGAGAAAUGAUAUCUUAGCCACACUGUACAAGAGAAAUAGUGCCACUUCCAAGCCCUGUUUCCCGUAGCUUCUAAUGGAGCCAGCUCAGGAGGGACGUCAGCUUUGCUGGGGUUUGCUUUAAUAGGAGAAUUGGGACUGGUGACACUUGUUUCAAUGAAAGCAACAGUGUGAAUGACUGUAGCUUGCUGUCAGAAAUGGCCCUCUCAGUGGACUCAUCUUGGCAUCGGUGGCAGUGGCGAGUUAGAAAUGGUCUCCUCCAGUCUCCAUCAGAAGCCACACCACUGCUAUCCCCAGAGAAGGGGAGGCAGAGCCACAGUCUGACGCAGCAGCGGGUCGUGUUCCCCAACAACAGCCUGUUCCACCACGAUUGGGCAAAGGUCUCCGGGAGAUACUCUGGCAACAGAAUCUGCACGACCAAGUAUACCAUCUUCACCUUUCUGCCCCAGAAUCUCUUGGAGCAGUUUCACAGAUGGGCUAACCUCUAUUUCCUGUUCCUGGUGGUUCUGAACUGGAUGCCCGCCAUGGAAGUUUUCCACCGAGAAAUCACCAUGUUACCCUUGGCCGUUGUGCUGUUCAUCAUCAUGGUCAAGGACGGCGUGGAGGAUUUCAAGAGACACCGCUUUGAUAGAGAGAUAAACUGCUCCAACAUCCAGAUAUAUGAAAGGAAAGCACAGAGCUACGUGCAGAAGCGCUGGAAGGAUGUGCGUGUCGGAGACUUCGUCCAAAUGCAAUGCAAUGAGAUCAUCCCAGCAGACAUACUCCUGCUCUUUUCCUCGGACCCCAGUGGGAUCUGCCACCUGGAGACGGCCAACUUGGAUGGAGAGACAAACCUCAAGCAAAGGCGUGUGGUGAAGGGCUUCUCUCAGCAGGAGGUACAGUUUGAACCGGAACAUUUCCACAACAUCAUCGUGUGUGAGAAACCCAACAACCAUCUCAACAAGUUUAAGGGUUAUAUGGAAUAUCCUGACCAGACGAGGACUGGCUUUGGCAGUGAGAGUCUUCUGCUUCGAGGCUGCACCAUCAGAAACACGGAGCUGGCUGUUGGCAUUGUCAUCUAUGCAGGCCACGAGACAAAAGCCUUGCUGAACAACAGCGGCCCCCGGUACAAACGCAGCAAGAUCGAGCGGCGCAUGAACACAGACGUCUUCUUCUGCAUCGGUCUCCUCUUCCUCAUGUGCCUCAUUGGAGCUGUAGGUCACAGCCUCUGGAACAGGAGCUUCAGAGAACACCCUCCUUUCGACGUGCCAGAUGCCAAGGGCGGCUUCCUUCCCCUUGCUCUUGGGGGCUUCUACAUGUUCCUCACAAUGAUCAUCCUGCUCCAGGUGCUGAUUCCCAUUUCCCUGUACGUGUCCAUUGAGCUGGUGAAGCUCGGGCAAGUCUUCUUCCUACACAACGACCUUGACCUGUACGAUGAAGAGGCCGACUUGUCCAUUCAGUGUCGAGCCCUCAACAUCACAGAGGACUUGGGCCAGAUCCAGUACAUCUUCUCGGACAAGACGGGGACGCUGACCGAGAACAAGAUGGUGUUCCGGCGUUGCACCAUCACGGGCUGCGAGUAUUCUCACCAAGAAAACGCCAAGCGACUGGAGACCCCAAAGGAACUGGACUCAGACAGUGAAGAGUGGACCCAGUACCAGUGUCUGUCCUUCCCAGCCAGAUGGGCCCAGAGCCCAGCAGCAGUGAGAAGCCAAGGAGGGGUCCAGCCUCUGAGGAGGUGCCAGAGUGCCCGGGUACCCAUCCAGGGCCACUCUCAACAAAGGUCCGUGGGGCGCUGGGAAAAUGCACAGUCUCCUGUGGCCUUCAGCAGCUCCAUAGAAAAAGAUGUGACUCCAGAUAAAAACCUACUGACCAAGGUGCAAGAUGCUGCCCUGUGGCUGGAGGCCUUGCCAGACUCCAGACCUGCCAAGACUUCCCGCUCCACCACUGCCUCCAUCGCUGACUUCUUCCUUGCCCUAACCAUCUGCAACUCUGUCAUGGUCUCCACAACCACCGAGCCCAGGCAGAGGGUCACCAUGCCACCCUCGACCAAGGUUCUGGGGACAUCCCUGGAGAAGAUUCAGCAGCUCUUCCAGAAGCUGAAGCUUUCAAGCCUCAGCCAGUCAUUCUCAUCCACUGUGCCCUCUGACACUGAUCUGGGGGAGAGUUUGGGGGCCAACAUGCCCACCACAGACUCAGAAGAACGAGACGAUGUGUCUGUGGACAGUGGAGGCUACUCCACUGAUGGCGGCUACAAGAGCAGCACGUGGGACCAGGGCGACAUCCUGGCAUCUGGGUCUGACGCUUCCUUGGAGGAGGUGCUGGGGGCCCCGGCCCUCGACCUGGCCAGCCCUGAGCUCUGUUACGAGGCCGAGAGCCCUGACGAGGCGGCCCUGGUCCAUGCUGCCCGUGCCUACAGUUUCACACUGGUGUCCCGGACACCCAAGCAGGUGACCGUACGCUUGCCCCAGGGCAUCUGCCUCACCUUUGAUGUCCUCUGCACUCUGGCCUUCGAUUCUGUCAGGAAGAGAAUGUCCGUGGUUGUGAGGCACCCCCUGACCGGUGAGAUUGUCAUCUACACCAAGGGCGCCGACUCGGUUAUCAUGGACCUUCUGGAAGACCCAGCCUGUGUGACGGAGACGGAUGUAGAAAAGAAGGUGAGGAAAAUCCGAGCCCGGACCCAGAAGCAUCUAGACUUGUACGCGAGAGAUGGACUUCGAACACUAUGCAUUGCCAAGAAGGUUGUCAGUGAAGAGGACUUCCAGCGAUGGGCCAGUUUCCGGCGUGAGGCCGAGGCGUCCCUUGACAACCGAGAUGAGCUUCUGAUGGAGACCGCACAGCGCCUGGAGAAUCAACUCACCUUACUCGGAGCCACUGGGAUCGAGGACCGGCUACAGGAAGGAGUUCCAGACACAGUCGCUGCUCUGCGGGAAGCUGGGAUCCAGCUCUGGGUCUUGACUGGAGAUAAGCAGGAGACAGCAGUCAAUAUUGCCUACUCCUGCAGACUGUUACAUCAGACCGACACUGUUUACUCCAUUAACACAGAAAGUCAGGAAACCUGUGAGUCUAUCCUCAACUGUGUAUUGGAAGAGGUAAAGCAAUGUCAUGGACCACGGCAGCCAGACCGCAAGUUCUUUGGGUUCCGCCUACCUUCUGAGACACCUCCCCCCACCUCAGGAGCUACAGUGCCAGAAGUUGGAUUGGUCAUUGAUGGGAAGACACUGAACGCCAUUUUCCAGGGAAAGCUGGAGAAAACAUUUCUGGAGUUGACUCAGUACUGCCGGUCUGUCCUGUGCUGCCGCUCCACCCCCCUCCAGAAGAAGAUGAUAGUCAAGCUGGUGCGAGACAAGUUGAGCGUCAUGACCCUUUCCAUAGGUGAUGGAGCAAAUGACGUAAGCAUGAUUCAAGCUGCUGAUAUUGGGAUUGGAAUAUCUGGACAGGAAGGCAUGCAGGCCGUCAUGUCCAGCGACUUCGCCAUCUCCCGCUUCAGGCACCUCCAGAAGCUGCUGCUCGUGCACGGCCACUGGUGUUACACGCGGCUGGCCAGGAUGGUGGUGUACUACUUCUACAAGAACGUGUGCUAUGUCAACCUGCUGUUCUGGUACCAGUUCCUGUGCGGGUUUUCUGGCUCCACCAUGAUCGACUACUGGCAGAUGAUAUUCUUCAAUCUCUUCUUCACCUCCUUGCCUCCUCUCGUCUUUGGCAUCCUCGAUAAGGACAUCUCUGCGGAAACACUGCUGACAUUGCCUGAGCUGUACAAGAGCGGCCAGAACUCCGAGUGCUAUAACCUGUUGACUUUCUGGGUUUCCAUGGUGGAUGCAUUUUACCAGAGCCUCAUCUGUUUCUUUAUCCCUUACCUGACCUACAAGGACUCUGAUAUCGAUGUCUUCACCUUUGGGACAUCCAUCAACACCAUCUCCCUCGCCACCAUCCUCUUGCACCAGGCAAUGGAAAUGAAGACCUGGACCAUCAUCCACGGGCUGGUGCUCGUAGGCAGCUUCCUGAUGUACUUUGUGAUAUCCCUAGUGUACAACGCCACCUGUGUCACCUGCAACAGUCCCACCAACCCCUACUGGGUGAUGGAAGGCCAGCUCUCAGACCCCACUUUCUACCUCGUCUGCUUCCUCACACCAGUCGCGGCUCUUCUCCCAAGGUACUUUUUCCUCUCUCUGCAAGGGACUUAUGGGAAGUCUCUGAUCUCAAAAGCUCAGAAAAUCGACCAACUCCCCAAGGACAAAAGAGACCUGGCAAUCCAAAGUUGGAGAAGCAAACACAUGCCUGCCCCUGUCCCUGGAAAGGCUCAGCCCACCCACCGUCCAGUGCCACCUGUCCCUGAACAGGACUUGAGAGCCAGCGCCUCAAGGAGCUCCAGCACCCCCAAGCAGAAGUGCAAAGAGGACGGGGUGCUGUGUGGAGAGAGAAGCAGCAGAGACCACAUGAGGGAUGACCCAUGUUCAGCAGACUCCUCAGCUAAACUCUCAUCUGGAGAUCACCUUCUUCUGGGGCCUCGUAGCACAAUGGCUUCCGGGGCCUGCUCAAGUGGACAGGCUAAUGUCUACCAAGGCUCGAGCAGGGGCAGCCAUCGCCGAUCUCAGAGUUCACUGACCAUAUGAGUGGCCUGCAGAAAUGUGUACAAACUCAGAGGAGGCUGCCAGUCAGUGGCCUAAUUAAUCCAAGUCUCUUCCUCUCUCCAUGGAGGAAAGAAUUUGCCAUUCUUAUUCUGCUCUCCCCACCAGGCUUGACUUCCUUAGAGAAAGUGCUGGCACCAAGGGGUUCGACAAAAAAAAAAAAAAAAAAAAAGGACUGGAAACCAGUUGACCUCUAGAUUUCUCCUGCUGCCAGGCAGCACGUCUUACAGAGUUUUUAUAAAGAGGCUAUGUUUCCAUGGCAUUGAGUUCUCAAAUUGUUUAGCCCAGAGAUGUUCUUCUGAUCCUCUAGAUAAGUACAGCCCACGGCCCAGUGCAACUGGGCCGUAAGUUUCUAAGAUUCCAAGAAAUGUUAUCAACGCAGGUGAUUUUUCAGGCUACGGAAGCUUGUGGGCUUGUCCCAUCACCUCACCCUUCAGUGCCAGAGUUUAAAUUUCACAAGAGACGCAUACACACAGGGGCUGCCUCUUGAUUGUAUUGCAGUGUUGACCAUGUCGGGGUUAAGAAUCCCUUCCACUCACAAAGAGUUGCGUCGCUUUUUGUCUGUCUCUAAGCCAAAGAGAACCACCCGUAAAGAUGAAAACUAAACUUGACCUCAGGGCCACCAACACUUCUGAGGGUUGUCGGGCCACAGCUAGAGUAACAGGAAGAAAGAACAGAAGCAUGCUGAGGGAAAUGGUAGACCAGAAACCCCACGCUUUAACUGAUGGACUCUAGGUCCCACCGUCUGGGGAAUCUACCUAGACGACAUGGGCAGCACUUUUUUAAAGCUAUUUAUUUCAUUUAUUUUUAAAUAAUAGUACCCAUCCUCAUUCACUCUCAAAACAGGAAAACUCUUAAGAUCGGUAGAUCUUAGCACACCUGCACCCAGAACAGACCCUUUUGAUAGAGCAACUCUGAGCCCAAUGACAUCUUACCGGGUAGGGCCAAUGUUAGGCUCUAGUCAUUAAGCCUGCCCCAGAAGAGCACCUUCUGGAAGAUACUAGCACAUGCUUCCAUUAAAAAAGGGAGAGUCAGAGGAAGUCUCACUUCACCAGGAAACGAAGGAUUCCAUAGACUUCUUACCCCUAGAGGUGGUAAAUGCCAAAAAUGGAAGAAGAGCUCAAAACAGUGUUGAAAUAAAAGAAUGGUUGAUAGAAUUGUAAUAGGCUGUCAAGAGAAACUAGGUCUACUAUAUAUAGGCAAGGAUAGCCUGUCCCUAGUCUUUUAACAUAAGUCAGGGAGGACUAUCAAAACCCUUUCUCAUAUAUAUAUAUAUAUAUAUAUAUAUA